Messenger RNA from Sinocyclocheilus grahami, 1993 nucleotides. Its product is annotated as protein-glutamine gamma-glutamyltransferase K-like. Gene Ontology annotation, biological process: peptide cross-linking. Bases 1 to 1989 code for a protein of 662 amino acids. The record is from RefSeq and is a predicted model, not a curated record. Gene Ontology annotation, molecular function: protein-glutamine gamma-glutamyltransferase activity. The transcript has 13 exons. NCBI's taxonomy places the organism in Eukaryota, Metazoa, Chordata, Actinopteri, Cypriniformes, Cyprinidae.
AUGAGGAAAGCACUAGUGCUGGUCCAGGAUGAUGUCAUGCACUUUAAUCCAGCUGCCCGCAGGUUCUUAUUCAGCCUGCUUGCAGAAAUGUCUAGCUCUAACACUAACACCACUGGAGGUCCCAGUGCCAGCGCUCCUGCUGCUGCGACCUCGGCUGCUUCAGGUGAGGAGGAAGAGGAUGAGGGAGACUCUAAAACGCUUCUGACGGUUCACUCCGUCGACCUCCUGAAAUCCAAGGAUGGGCCGAACCGGCGCGAGCAUCGCACAGAAGCUUACUUUAGCGACAAGCUGAUCGUCCGCAGAGGACAGACCUUCCAGAUGUGGAUCGAGUUCUCGAGACCCUUCAACCCCAAAUCUGACCGUCUGCAGCUGCAGCUGAAGUUAGAGCCGAUCUUCAGCAGAAGUACUGGGAUUCACAUCUCUGUCCCGUUAGUGGACGUCCUGGAAGACGGCCGCUGGGAGAUGAAGAUCGUGGAGCAGAAAGACAAACGCGUGCGGCUGGCGGUCAACACUCUUCCCACCGCCUCCAUCGGCCGUUACAAGGUGACCGUGGAGUCUUUCUCACCGAAGGGCAAGCUGCUGUUCCCCUGCUCCCUGAACGACGUGUACAUGCUCUUCAACCCCUGGUGUGAAGAUGAUCCUGUGUAUCUGGAUAAUGAAGCGGAGAGGAAAGAGUAUGUUCUGAAUAGCAUGGGCAAAGUUUACUACGGAACCGAGCAGCAAAUUGGAACCAGAACAUGGAAUUUUGCUCAGUUUGAACAGGAUAUCCUGGAGGCGUGUCUGUUCCUGUUGGAGAGAGGUCAGGUUGCUAGGACCGAAUGGAGAGAUCCAGUGAUCGUGUCCAGAAUGGUAUCCGCUCUGGUGAACUCCAACGAUGACUACGGUGUUCUGAUGGGUAACUGGAAAGACAGCUAUGAGGGCGGGACGUCUCCCACCGCCUGGAGCGGGAGCGGCGACAUCCUGAGACAGUACUACAAAAGUUCAGGGAAGCCCGUCAAAUUCGCCCAGUGCUGGGUUUUCGCGGGAGUCACCAAUUCCGUGUUGAGAUGUCUCGGUAUUCCCACCCGCUGUGUGACCAACUUCAGCUCGGCUCACGACACGGACCUUUCCUUGACCACAGACAUUUAUAUUGAUGAGAAACUGGAAAUCAUCAAAGACAAGACCAGCGAUUCUAAGAACUCCAUCGGUCAGAGCAUCAGUACUAAAGCUGUGGGAUCUGACGUGCGUGUGGACAUCACACAACUCUACAAAUACCCAGAAGGUUCAGAGGAGGAGCGCAUUGCUGUGGAAAGGGCCAGUCGCUUCGGCUCCAAACCGACUUUGUAUCCGUCCCCCACCGGCAACGACGUGAGUGUUGAGAUCGUCAUGGAUGGGACAGGGCCUUGUAUCGGUGGAGACGCCAAACUCUCCAUCAUCCUGAAGAACAAAAGUUCAAAUCAGCGCACUGCCAGUCUUCUAUAUGAGGUGAUGGUCAUGUACUACACUGGAGUGCUGAAAUCCACUGUGAAGAAGGACCGGAUUCCUGUCACCCUCAAACCGCAAGAGACCAAGACUAUUCCUUGGACUUUGCUGUAUAAGGAGUACAUGAAACAUCUGGUGGACCAGGGCGCUCUGAUGCUCGCGGUCACCGGACGAGUCAAUGAGACCCGACAGAUUCUGGCCACACAGUUCAACUUCAGACUGCGCACACCAGACCUCAUCAUCACUGCUCUAGGGGAUGCUGUGGUGGGUAAAGAGUUGACAGUCAAAAUCACGUUCCAGAACCCGCUGUCACAAGUGUUGAGGAACGUUUUGUUCCGUAUAGAGGGAUUGGGAAUGCAGAGCAUUAGGAAGAUCGCAUAUGGUGAUGUGGAUAAGCUUGCGAUGGUUACACUGACGGAGAAGUUUGUUCCCACCGUCGCCGGCUCUCAAAAGCUCCUGGCAUCGAUGGACUGCCGUCUGCUCACUCAAGUGCACGGAGUCGCUGAUAUUGUGGUCAAACCAAAGUAAAAAA